Molecule: messenger RNA, 2605 nt
Organism: Grammomys surdaster
Lineage: Eukaryota; Metazoa; Chordata; Mammalia; Rodentia; Muridae
Gene: Vtcn1
Product: V-set domain containing T cell activation inhibitor 1
Exons: 6
Coding region: 81-929 (282 amino acids)
Source: RefSeq, a predicted model, not a curated record
GGGCAGCGGCAGGCAGGCAGCUCCACUCACCAGAAUCUGGUUCCACACACAGUGGGACUGUGGGAAGGAACUCCCUCGCCAUGGCUUCCUUGGGGCAGAUCAUCUUUUGGAGUAUUAUUAACAUCAUCAUCAUCCUGGCUGGGGCCAUCGCACUCAUCAUUGGCUUUGGCAUUUCAGGCAAGCACUUCAUCACGGUCACGACCUUCACCUCAGCUGGAAACAUUGGAGAGGACGGGACCCUGAGCUGCACUUUUGAACCUGACAUCAAACUCAACGGCAUCGUCAUCCAGUGGCUGAAAGAAGGCAUCAAAGGUUUUGUCCAUGAGUUCAAAGAAGGCAAAGAUGACCUCUCACAGCAGCAUGAGAUGUUCAGAGGCCGGACAGCGGUGUUUGCGGAUCAAGUGGUAGUUGGCAAUGCUUCCCUGAGACUGAAAAACGUGCAGCUCACGGAUGCUGGCAUCUACACGUGUUACAUCCGCACCUCGAAAGGCAAGGGAAACGCAAACCUUGAAUAUAAGACUGGAGCCUUCAGUAUGCCAGAGAUAAAUGUGGACUAUAAUGCCAGUUCAGAGAGUUUACGUUGCGAGGCUCCUCGGUGGUUCCCCCAGCCUACAGUGGCCUGGGCAUCUCAGGUUGACCAAGGAGCCAACUUCUCAGAAGUCUCCAAUACCAGCUUCGAGUUGAACUCUGAGAAUGUGACCAUGAAGGUCGUAUCUGUCCUCUACAAUGUCACAAUCAACAACACAUACUCCUGUAUGAUUGAAAACGACAUUGCCAAAGCCACCGGGGACAUCAAAGUGACAGAUUCAGAAGUCAAAAGGCGUAGUCAGCUGCAGCUGCUGAACUCCGGGCACUCCCUGUGUGUUUCUUCAGUCUUUGUGGCUGGCUGGGCACUCCUAGCUCUCUCCUGUUGCCUAAUGCUAAGAUGAGGGGCCUUGGCCACACAAAAGCAUGCAAAGUUACUGGUACAACAGAAUCCCAGGGAUCUACAGAAAUAUUUUCCACAAGACAUGACCUAGUUUUAUAUUUCUAGAAGAAAAUGAAUUCAUGUCUAGAAGUCUGGAGUGAACAGACAGGAACAAGAUGCAAAAGGAAAACAAAAGCAACCCACAGAUGCCUCUGAUAAGAACAAGAUGGACCUAGAAAAUAAUUCAACCAAACUAGAGUGUAGUAAGCGUGCUGUUACAAUGUGUGUUGGGGUGGGUGUUUUCCUGGGUCUCAGGGACCUCCUCUUACCCAUCAGCUCCUGCGUGAGGAUGGGCUGUUAAUGAUGUCGCUCUGAGUGUUCCUGGAUGGUUUCCAUUGCCAUAUACUCAUUUCAUAUUCUGCACAUUAAACCAUAGUGCACGCUGUGAAAAGCUGCUAAUCAGCCACCACUUCACCACUCGGCGGUGGCAGUGUUUGAGUGACAGGCCCAGUGAUUCACUUCUCAUUAGGAUGCUUUCAAAAGUGCUUUGGCGUCUCCUCCCACCUGACAAAUGCCAAACAUAUAGGGAGGUUGAUCAUAAAUUUAGGGAAAACAAAAUAGUUGAAUGAUGCUGAUUUUCCAAAUAAUCCGAAUAACUUCUCCCUUGAGCAAACAAAUGCCCUGUUAUUUCUCAGAUGAUGCUGAUUUGUGAAUUGGCCCAGGGUAAGGUGCUGUCUUCAUCUUGCUAUGUGGCCUUAUGUCAUCAUAAAGUUUGAAGUUUCUACUUUCUAUCCUGCAUGGAGAGCUGUAACUUCAACUUCCACCCCCCAUAACACUGGGAGUAAACCAGGGUGAUGUCCUCCUUCUUAUUCCCCAUGUGAUAGUUGGCAAUGUGGAGAGACUGAUUGUCACAACUAAAGGAAGAGGGAUAACAGGGUCACUGGUGUCUAGAGGAAAGAGCUCAGAGAUUAUAUUCAACAUAUCUCACUGACUAAGAAUUUACCCAACUCCCAUUGCCAACCACAUCAAGGUCAGGAAAUCCUGAAUUGGAAUAAGAAAGAUCCAGAAGGUGAGUGCAAACAAACCCAUUUGUGUCCUGACAGUGGACACCUACUUCCGUCUCUGGCUACUGUUCAGAGACUCAGGUCUCUGCAUUGUGUGACAUCCUUUAGUGAACCUACAUGGGAAAUUCUCCACAGGAUUGUCUUCAGCUCACUGUACUUCUGAAUCCCCUCCCUUUAUUCUGUGCCACACAGCAAGUUUGGCUUAAUCACUGCCUGAUUUCCAUUUCAAGUUCUCUGCAUCUGGAUUUUAGAUCUCAAGACUGUGGACAAAAUAUUAGUUAAGGCAACAAAAGCAAAUCUUCCUUGAAAUAUGCAGAGACUUCUGGGCUUUGCGAGUUCUGUUUGUUUUCAGGGUGCUAGAGAUCAAACUCAGAUGCUCAUAUAUGUUAGGUAAAUGCUCUACCACUGAGUUUCACCCCGGCUCACACAGAGACUUAUGGAAGAAAAUGGGGCCAUGCUCUUUGAAAUAGAGCCUUGAGGGGUGAAGCUUGGAUGGCAAAGAACACUUCUCACCAGCGCCCUCCCCACACUUCUUUGUCAAACACGGCCUCCCUGGACCUCGGAUCACCUUCUCUGUACUACAUUUUGUUAAAGAAGGCUUGAAACCAUACAAGAGAAUUAUUAAAUACACAUC